Messenger RNA from Sipha flava (yellow sugarcane aphid), 7162 nucleotides. Its product is annotated as probable ATP-dependent helicase PF08_0048. NCBI's taxonomy places the organism in Eukaryota, Metazoa, Arthropoda, Insecta, Hemiptera, Aphididae. Gene Ontology annotation, molecular function: ATP-dependent chromatin remodeler activity; ATP binding; ATP hydrolysis activity. Bases 448 to 7095 code for a protein of 2215 amino acids. The record is from RefSeq and is a predicted model, not a curated record. The transcript has 13 exons. Gene Ontology annotation, cellular component: nucleus.
UUUAGGGAAUAUUUCAAAGUAUUCUUAAUAGUUUAAGAUUCAAGAAAUAGAUAAUAUGUAAUCAUAAUGAAAACAAUUAGGGACGGGAAUAAUACCUGUUCACCCACACUGUAAUUCUCAGAGAUUAAUGUUUUCCAAAAAUUUAUUGAAUGAAGAAAAUGGACGAACGUAAUAUUAGUUAAUUUAAACUCUCGUGAUUUUCAUCUGUUACUUAAAGUCUAGAAAUAUUUUAAACUGUAUAAUUGCGAUAGUUUAAAAUAUUUAGCUUUAAUUUUAAAUGCUGUGUAUCCUGAUGUGUUUAUGAUAGGGAAUUGAGCAGAAAAAUUAUUGUUGUUUUGAUAAUAUUGUUUUAUUAUCUAUUCAAUGUUUAUUUGUUAUUCAAUGCAAACGAAUGAUUUAGUAUAAAUUAUCAUGUCAUGGAAUUGGUUUUAGCACAGUGAUUUUCUAAUGGAUCAAUUCAAUUUAUCACGUUAUGCGAAUUUAACUGUUCAAAGGAUUGAACCAUCUGAAGAAAAGCCACUACCUAGGGUUAUAGAAAAUGAAGAUGGUAGUGAUGAAGAAGAUGAUUUUAGUGGUAGUGAGGAAGAAGCGAACAAAACCCUGGAAAUUCCGAAAACUGAAGGUGAUUCAGAAGAAUAUGAAAUUCCUACAACAACUAAUAUAAAUGGAGGAGUCAAAUUAGAAUCUGAUAAUAUUCUAAAUGAAUCAGAAAAUGAGAUUAAAAACCAUGAACAAAAUGAUCAAGAUAUUGAAACAAAAUCUAAAAGAAAAUCUGGUGAGGAAGAAGAUGAUCAAACUCUAAAAAAAGCUAAAAUGAACGAAGAAAAAACUAGUGAUGAAGAUCCUGAUAAUCAAACUUCAUCUGAUAAACGACCUACCAAUUUGAGGCGUAAUAUUCGAGAAGUGAUGGAUGAAACAAAAUUAGAUGAAUCGACCUUGGCUGCUCAAAGACAAGAAAUGGAGAGAUUAAGACGUGUUCAAGAACAACAGCGGAUCAUUAGAGAAGUUCAAAAACAAAUUACAAUUAAUAGACAAAAUUCUAAAGCUCAAGAUCGUGUUAUGUCUCUGUUACAAGGUGGUACUACUUCAUUAAUUAAAAAAAGUUCUGUACCUACUGAACUGGAAGAACAAACUAAACCUAAUACAAUUGUGAUAUCUACUGAUUCUGGAUCACCUCAGAUUUUUAAUAAAAAAAUGUUGGAAAUAUUGAAAAAUCAACCAGAUGUUUCAACAGAUGGAAAUGAAAUGAAUAAAUUAUCUUCCAUUGCUUCUAAACUUGGAGAUGUAAGGGAACCACACAUGGUUACUUCAUCUGUUUCUAUUGCUCCCAUAAAACCAACAAAAAUAGCUGAAGUUGUAACUAUAAGUAGUGGAAGUGAAGAAGAAGAAAUAGAACAAAAACCUCAAAGUUCAGAUGAUGACUGUAUACUAAUAUCUGGUGAUGAAGAAGAAGAAGACAUUGCAGAUGAUGAUGCACAUAAUAGUGGUAUGCAUACAAACGAUGCUUAUAAUCUACCAGAUGAAUCUGGGCGAGUUCUUAUAAAUGUUGGGCAUCCAGACAACGAGCCAGAUGUUUUCUUAGCUCCGCAAAUUGCACGUAUUAUAAAACCUCACCAAAUCGGUGGUGUAAGAUUUUUGUAUGAUAAUGUGGUUGAAUCUCUUGAAAGAUUUAAAUCUUCUAAAGGAUUUGGGUGUAUACUUGCCCAUUCAAUGGGUUUAGGUAAAACUCUCCAGGUUGUUUCAUUUUGUGAUGUUUUUUUAAGACAUACUCCAGCAAAGCAUGUGCUAUGCAUUAUGCCUAUAAAUACUUUACAAAAUUGGAUGGCUGAAUUUAACAUGUGGCUUCCUUUACCUGAUGAUACUAAAACAUAUUCAGAAGACACAACAAAAAAUAACAAUAUCAUUUAUAGACAGUUCCCAUUAUUUGUGCUUAAUGAUUUUCAUAAAACGAUAUCUGCACGAGGCAAAGUGAUACAUAGUUGGCGAAAUGAAGGUGGUGUUCUUCUAAUGGGCUAUGAACUCUACAGACAGUUAACAUCGAGAAAACCAAGAAAAAAACGAAACAAAAAACAAAUUGAUGAUGAUUUUUAUGAUGAAAAAAAUAAACCAUUGCUUGAUGAAAUGAGAGAAGCAUUAGUUAAACCAGGACCAGAUUUAGUUAUUUGUGAUGAAGGACAUAGAAUUAAAAAUAGUCAUGCUACUACUUCUCAAUCUCUUAAAGAGAUUGAAAGUCGACGUCGUGUAGUAUUAACAGGAUAUCCGUUGCAAAAUAAUUUAUUAGAAUAUUGGUGCAUGGUAGAUUUUGUCCGUCCAAAUUAUUUAGGAACAAAAACUGAAUUUAGUAACAUGUUUGAAAGGCCUAUUCAAAAUGGUCAAUGUAUUGAUAGCACACCACAAGAUAUUAGAUUAAUGAGACAUAGAGCACAUGUUUUACAUUCCCUUUUAGAAGGAUUUGUUCAGAGGAGAAGUCAUUCCGUAUUAGAAAAAACACUACCACAAAAGGAAGAAUAUGUUUUACUUGUUCGUAUGACUCCUUUACAACGAUUGCUAUAUGAUCGUUUCAUGAACGAAGUUGUACGGAAAAAAGCUGUUCCUAAUCCAUUGAAGGCAUUUGCAGUCUGUUGUAAAAUUUGGAAUCAUCCCGAUAUUUUAUAUUAUUUUUUGAAAAAACGAUCAUUGGAUGAAGCUGAAAUUGAUUUAGAUCUUGAAGAAGCUAGUACACCUUUAGGUACACCUUUAGGACCAACUCCAGCAACUUCUCCUUCUGCAGCACCCAAAAGAUCUAGAAACCGAUGGCCAAAAGGAGGAGGAAUGAACCCAAAUUCUAAAGAAUUAAAAAACAAUCCUAAUCGCAAGUUUCAGAAUGUAAAGAAAGAUCUAAUUAAAACUCCAGCGGUAGCUACAGUUAUGCCUAAUACAAGUAAUAAUCAACUUAUUACUCCUACUACUCACAACCAUAAUACCACAGCUGCCACGCAACCUAUACAAGCUAAUCAAUUUGAUGAUUAUUCUCAAUCACAACAAUAUAGAAAUCAAGGGAAUUUUACAAACCAACAGUUUAACAAUUAUAAUCAAAACUAUAAUUCUUCUUACUGGAAAGAAGGUGGAAAUUUUUACCGCGGUAAUCCAGAAUAUUAUCAAUCUAAUCAAAGUUCAGAAACAAAAAGUCAAUUUCCUUACCCCCAAGAUCCUAGGUUAGAAGUUGGAGAAAUUAGGAUGGUGAAAAGUGAACCUAGUUAUCAAAACUAUGAUGAAACUAGUUAUAGUGUUUCAAAUGAUCAAAAUAAUUACCAAAAUCGUAGAUUUAAUCAAGAUUCUACUCAAGGAAUACAAGAAACUGAACAAUCAUUACAUAGUCAGAAUUUUACCUCUGAUAUCCAUAAAGUGAAUAAUUUUUCAAAUCAAGGCACAAAUAAAGAAACAGUAAACUGUCAAAGCAUUUCAAAUAUAUCAAGAUUGCAAACAGAAAAUAUUACUGAUCAAUUGUCGAAACUAAAACCGAAAAAUAUACGAAAUCGAAAAUCCAAUAUAAAUAAUAAACAAAUUCUAAAAAAUCAAUCAAUAAACAUGAUUAAUUCAGGAACACAUAUUGCUAAUAAUGAUAAUGAUAGUAACUUAACUAAUCAACAAGUAAUAUCUAAUACUAAAGAAAUUUCAUUUAGGCAAGCAUUUAAUCAAGUUAAUAACCAAGAAAUUCAUUCUAAUAACAAUCAAGGAUUAUUUACAAACAAUCAAGAUAUUCUAACAAGUAAUAACAAAGGAAUAUUUGGAAGCUCUUCAGGAAAUAAUGAAGAUCUCCAGUUUACUAGCAAUCAUACUUCUUUAUCAGAAAGUAAUAAAGGAAUAUAUGGAAGUGGCUUAAUAAAACAGGGAAAUGACAAUAAUUCUGAUAUGGCUGUUAGUUUUGAGGGGAUAUUUGAUAAUAAUGAAAUUAUGACAAAUCACCAAAAAUCUAAUUUGAAUCAUCAACUUUCUAUUCAAACCAAUAUCAGCCAACAGAAUAUUAGUAAUAGUUUAAAUAAUAAUCAAGGUACUUUAAACAACCAAAGUAUUCAAAAUCAAGUAUCAAAUCAAAUAAUUGACAAUCCAAGAACAAUGAAUAACACCUCUGUCAACCAAGGUGUAAGAAAUCAAGGGAUGUUGUUGUGUGAUAAUAAUAACCAAGGGAAUUUAACAAAUAGCUCAGGAGCUUUACAGCAAAAUCAUUCUAGACCUAUACAACAUGAUCGUAGUAUGUUAACACAACAUCAGGAAAUUGAUCAAAAAUUUGUCAAUCAGCAACAACAUCAACAGCAGCAGCAGCAACAACAACCACAACACCAACAACAGCACCAUCAUAAUCAAGAACAACAUUAUCAAAAUUCAGAUAAUAUGUUAUCGAAUCGAGGACAUAUUCCAAUUAGGGAAUCUUUUAUAAACCCUAAUAAUUCAAGUAAUAAUUAUAACAAUUAUAUGUUAGAAUCAAGUCAGCAUAUGAAUAGUCAAAAUCAUAAUUAUGGAAAUAUGUUACCCAGUUCCCCAUUUCAAAAUCAAAAUAUUUUAAAUGAUCAAAUGUUACACGACCAAGAAAUGUUAUUGGCUAAUGACCAGGCCAUGUUAAGUGUUCUCAAUUCUACAACUGAUGCCAAUGAACAAGCAUUAUUAUAUAACGCUAUGGUAGGUCAACCAGAUGGACAGGGUUUGCUUGGUCUUUUAGAACCUCCUAAUAUGUUGAACAAUCAAAUUAAUGAAUAUCAACCUGCUUAUGGCCCUUUGCCAUCAAACAUUAAACCUGGAUUACCAGGAGGUGCAAAAACAGAUCCUGAAUCAAAUCAGUAUACUAGAACAUCAGGUAUGCCACAUAUGGUUGGUAGAGGAGUUGGUUUGAUGUCUGCAACACAAACUGCAAAUCAAACUGAAGUAAAAAUGUUUCCAGAUCCUAAUCGCUUUAAUAUAUCAAAUUCAAAUGAUUCAUAUUCAAGGUAUUCAAAUUAUUCAUCUAUGUAUCCACCAUAUACUCCUAGCACUAGUACACCUUUAGGUAGUAUAUCUGAUAUAUUAGAUAACAUUCCUGGACCUGAAUGUACAUAUCAACCUCCUGAGCGUAAAAAUCCAGCACCUUGCACUAUGACCAGCCAAGAUGUUAAUCCAUUACCACCAUUUCGUUCAUUAGAAAACAAAACAAAAUAUGAAUUUGGAAGUACUAGCAUUAAUGCUGAUAUUGAUAAGUCUCAUGAAGAGAAAAGUACUUUGUUUUCUUUAAAUAAAGAAUCAAGAUCCUUAGACGAUACCAUAGAUCCAAAAUUAUCUUCAUUAGAGGAAGGCGAAAUAAAAAAUCCUUCUCUUUUAAUGAAAAGUGGCAAGGAAGAACCAGGGAUUCCAUAUGAUUGGGCGGUUGAAUUAUUUCAUGAUUAUGUACCUGGUAUGAUUGAAGCUUCAGCAAAAAUGUCACUAUUAUUUGCUAUUGUUGAAGAAUCUGUUCGUGUUGGGGAUCGUGUAUUAUUAUUUAGUCAAUCAUUAUUUACAUUAGAUUUAAUAGAGGAAUUCUUGCAGCGGAAUAAAAUACCAGGAAAAGAUGAGAAUUGGUGUCGAAAUUGUGAUUAUUAUCGUCUUGAUGGCAGUACCUCAGCAUCUGAACGUGAAAAGUUAAUAAAUGAUUUCAACAUCUGCAAUACAGUUCAUUUAUUUUUAGUAUCAACACGUGCUGGAUCAUUAGGCAUUAAUCUUGUUGGAGCAAAUAGAGUUAUUGUAUUUGAUGCCUCUUGGAAUCCUUGUCAUGAUACUCAAGCUGUAUGCCGUGUUUAUCGCUAUGGCCAAAAGAAACCUUGUUUUGUAUAUAGGCUAGUUACUGAUAACUGUUUAGAAAAAAAAAUCUAUGAUAGACAAAUUAACAAACAAGUAAUGGCAGAUAGAGUUGUUGAUGAAUGCAAUCCAGAUGCUCAUUUAUCCAUAAAAGAAGUAACUAAUUUAUGUUGGGAUGAUGGAGAAUCUAUACCUACAAAAGAUUUUUCAUCACUCAAAGAUAAUUAUGAAGAUACAGUAAUUAAAUACAUUGUUGAAAAUUUAAGUUCUGUGCUUACCAAGGAACCAUUUCAACAUGAAUCAUUAUUUGUUGACCGUAAAGAUAAAAAAUUAUCACAGGCAGAAAAGAGGUUAGCUAAAAGAAGUUAUGAAAUGGAGAAGAAAGCAAAUUCUAGACCUAUGUAUUCAUAUUAUGGUCAAACUCCUACAUCUUCAUUAUAUAGAAAUCAAAUGGGUAAACCAAUGGCUAGUGUACGUCCAAUGCAAUCAAUGUCUAAUACUUCAUCAGUUAUGGCAAGCAGAAAUGCUUUAAAUCGUAGAUGGAUACCAGCUGAAGUAUGGCAAAAACAAGGAAUGAGUGCUCAAGAAAUGACACUACCACUUGAUGUGGUGAUUCCAACCAAUGCUGGAGAUCGAGGUUCAAUUGUACUGAAAGCUGGUCAAAAAGUAAUGGUGCUGAAGAGUCCUAAAGGAAUUUAUAUGCAGUUAGAAAGUGGAAAAAUAAUUGCUAUUCGAACAUCAGCUAAUAAUAAGCCCAAUAGUCCAGCACUUCCUGGUCAAACAUUCAGCUCUCAACAACAGCAACCACAACCACAACCACAAUUAAAUCAGCCUUCUACAAUUGCAUAUAAUAGGCCACAAUCACUAGAAAGUAGUUUUAAUUCAGGACCUAAAAAUGAUAUGCAACAAAUACGAAACCGUUCAAAUCUUUUAAGAAAUAAUCCUAGCAUUUCAAUAACACCUAAACAUAUACAAACACCGUCUAGAACUGUUCAAUCACCUUCAUAUAUGCCACCAACUCAUUCAUCUGCUGCUGGUUCCCAAUCUUCAUCACCUAUUUUAUGUCCAUCAACAUAUCCACCUAAAUUGCCUUCUUCGAUAACCUUAACAAAAUUUGACCGACCCCCUCAUAAAUCAUCGGAAAUAGGGGUACAGGCUGAUUCAGCCAACUCAUGUUAUGGACCUAGGUAUCCACCAGAAUAUCCAAGAUCAUUUGAUAGGUAUCCUGUUCAAAAUGAAUAUUCUGCUAGGCUUCCUCAACCUUAUACUAAUAAUUACCCACCACAAUAUCAUCGUCCCUCAUCUUCGCAAUAAAAAUAUUCGUAUUUUAUAAAAAGACUAAUUUGUAUAUAUAAAAUAUUGUAAAAAUAUUUCCUGUAUG